Pisolithus orientalis is the source of this 1832-nucleotide messenger RNA. RefSeq names its product Aldehyde/histidinol dehydrogenase. Gene Ontology annotation, molecular function: aldehyde dehydrogenase (NAD+) activity. Bases 146 to 1501 code for a protein of 451 amino acids. NCBI's taxonomy places the organism in Eukaryota, Fungi, Basidiomycota, Agaricomycetes, Boletales, Pisolithaceae. The record is from RefSeq and is a predicted model, not a curated record. The transcript is spliced from 16 exons.
GAUACUUCGAAAUCGACGUGCCAGUUGUUAGAUAAGAUCAAAAGAUAAGGUCCGUCGGUCUUCCGAGUCAUUAACCUGGCCAUCCGUAAAGUGCCACCCACCGAAACGGUUAUUAUCGCUCGUACGACCACAACUGUGGACAACGAUGGCCAAUCCUAAGUCCCAAACUACAAUCAGUCCACACAGCCAGGCACCUUUGUGCACACGUGUAUAUCCUGAUGAAUCUGAGCUCGACGAGAAACUUCAGAAAGCUGCACGAGCUCAGAAGGAAUGGCAAAAGAUAGACAUUAAAGAUCGCAUCGCGAUCGGGCACAAGUUCAUGGAAGAGUUCGAGAAGAUGAAAGGGGAUGACUUGUAUCUGGAGCUUACAGAACAAAUGGGUCGGCCUGUCAGCCAGGUUCCCGGAGAGAUCAGAGGCUUUCUGUCGCGAGCGCAGUACAUGCUCUCCAUCGCCGAGCCCAGUCUUGCAGACGUAUCGUUGAAGGACACAGACGUACCUGGCUUCAGGCGGUACAUCAAACGCGUUCCUCUCGGUGUAGUAUUCGUUAUUGCACCUUGGAACUUCCCGUACCUCACUUCGAUCAACGCUGUUCUACCCGCAGUCGUAGCAGGAAAUGCGGUCAUUCUCAAGCCUUCUCCACAGACGCCCAUGGCAGCCGAGCGUUUCGCUACAGCUCUUGUUAACGCGGGCGUCCCUGAGGGGAUUAUCCAGGUUCUUCACCUCUCACCGACCCUCACCUCCUAUGUCAUUCAACACGAACUUGUGGAUUUCGUAUGCUUUACGGGCAGCGUUGGUGUUGCGUUGGAGCUCGGCGGAAAAGACCCCGCUUAUGGUGAUUUGUUUCAACUCCAACCAUUAUUUCCCCUCUUAUUCCGGCUGUUUACAGGAGCCAUGUUCAACUCGGGUCAGAGUUGCUGCGCGAUAGAACGUAUUUAUGUGCAUGAGUCGGUGUACGAUAAGUUCGUGGAAGGAUACGUCGAUCUCGUCAAGAAAUACAAACUAGGCGAUCCCACCAAGCCUGACACGAAUCUGGGGCCCGUUUUCACCUCGGAGAUAGUGAAAGCAGGGGCAAAAGCUUUGGUUCCAGAGGAGCUGUUCCCCAUUGCUCAACCGAACAACGCAUAUGUUGCCCCUCAAGUGCUUGUGGGUGUUGACCACACCAUGGACGUGAUGAUGGAGGAGACAUUUGGACCUGUUGUCGGCAUUCAGAAGGUAUCAUCCGACGAGGAGGCGGUUCGCCUUAUGAACGACUCUCCGUAUGGUCUCACGGCAUCUAUCUGGACCAAUGCAGCUGAGAACCCCGAGUCCGAGAAGGCGUUCCUCCACGUUGUUGAUCAGUUGAACACUGGAACCGUGUUUCUCAACCGUUGCGAUUUCCUCGAUCCUGCGUUGUCUUGGACUGGUGUCAAGAACAGCGGUCGGGGGGUCAGCCUCAGUAAAUUCGGUUACGAUCAACUCACUCGGCCCAAGUCUGUUCACAUGAAGAUCCAGACCAAGUAAACAUCGCGUUCUUUUCCCUCGGAAUCGAGAUACACAUAAUGAUUGUCGUAUAUACUGGGAAAUCUUACUUGCUACUUCAAGUCCCUCCCCGAAAUACAUUGUCGAUAUUAUAUUGCCCUGUCGUGUAAGGUUAGCAUGUUUGAAGAACACCAGGUAAAAAAGACAGAUAGAUCAGGACCCUCUAGCGUAUAAUGAGGGACAGGGUAAUAAAUCCUCAAAGAAGCACUCGGCCUGGUGCACAGCAAAGAAAUCAUCUUGAAAAUACUAGGCAUGGACUCUAUUUUACUUACCUCUGGGAAUGGUCCUGGGUUGUCAACAGAUGGAGGGAAAU